AAAGUCACCAUUCAGAGUCGUCUCUCAGUCUUAGACACACACUCCAAACCAGCAAAGAUGUUCCGCUACAUGCUCGUUGCCUCCGCUUUCUUGGCCUGCGCCUACGCCGCUGCCUCCUACAGCCAGGAUGCUGGUGCCUACAUCACCAAGAGUGGUGGCGAUAUCCGUCCCGAUGGUCACUACGACUACGCCUACGAGACCAGCAACGGAAUCGCCGCCCAGGAGUCCGGACUUGGAGGACACCAGGUCAACGGAGGCUACUCGUACUACUCGCCCGAGGGACAGCUCGUUCAGAUCCAGUACUUGGCUGAUGAGAACGGCUUCCAGCCCCAGGGAGCCCUCCUGCCCACUCCUCCCCCAAUCCCAGCUGCCAUCCUGAAGUCCUUGGAGUACAUCCGCACCCACCCCCAGUACGAGGAACCGCAGUACCAGUCCCAGGGUCCUUCCCAGUACCGUAAGGUGAACUCCUUCCGCGGUUAGGGAGUAUUGGAAGUCUUAUGUGAUAACCU
Drosophila subpulchrella is the source of this 509-nucleotide messenger RNA. RefSeq names its product larval cuticle protein LCP-17-like. The record is from RefSeq and is a predicted model, not a curated record. The coding region runs from base 58 to 480 and encodes 140 amino acids. Gene Ontology annotation, cellular component: chitin-based extracellular matrix. NCBI's taxonomy places the organism in Eukaryota, Metazoa, Arthropoda, Insecta, Diptera, Drosophilidae. Gene Ontology annotation, molecular function: structural constituent of chitin-based larval cuticle. The transcript has 2 exons.